UUUUACCGCACAGCCGAAGACGGCACGAGGCGGGCGCGAAGUGCGUCUUCGGGGUGUUCGGUGUCUUGCGGCGGCCAUGUUGAAAUGUGCGCAGGGGAAGGGGGAGGUGCAUUAAGAAUUCGUGAAGAAAAAGAGGAGAGAGACAAGAAAAAAGUGAUAAAAUGACGAGUGAGAGAAUUAAAGACAAUUCUAAAUCAAGUGUAUUGCUAAAAUGUUUCACAUAAUCUCGUUAUGAAUGAAUUAGACUCGCGUGUGUGCUUCGAUGCGUUAUCAACAUUGCAAAAUUUACAAAUGGUUGAAAACGUUUGCAAUGUCUGCGGCGCAUCACAUUUCACCCAAAACUGUCCGGACGUCUCGAAGGGGGAGCAUUUUCCUCCAUUUCCAUGGACGACCGACGGCCAGAUUCAGGACACACCGCAUCAGAACAUGUCGCGCUCCUCCAUUCCCAACGGGCUGCACAUCAUCGAGACUGGGGAGAGUCUCUGUGUUGUGACGUCCCAGAAGUUCGCCAAGGGCACGCGCUUCGGGCCGCUCAUGGCGAAGAAGUCCUACAUCCCCGUGGAAAAUGCCAAAUUCCCACUGAUUGUGUUCGGGAGUCCAUUGCUGGACUCCAAUGAUGCCGAGAUCGAGGAACUGUUCAAGAUACGCAAUGCGUACUUGGACACGAGGAACGAGAACUACUGCAACUGGAUGAUCCACGUCAGUCCGGCGCAGUAUUCCAACGAGCAGAACCUCAUUUGUUACCAGCUGUACGAUCAGAUCUUCUACACGGCCAUCGUGGACAUCGAGGUGGGUGACAUCCUGAAGGUGUGGUAUGCUCCAAAGUAUGCGGCGAAGAUGAAUGUGGAGCUGCUGAAGCCGAGUCCGCAUGAGAUUGUCAACAAUAUUCUGCGGCAGGUGUCAAUUGCCAGCAUGGGAAGUCUCACGGAUGACAAUCUGAACUUCGAGAACAAUGAGUAUCCGGUGUAUGAGGAUAUCACGGAGAAGAACAACUCAGAAAUCUCGCUGCCGCCCAUCAACAGUCUGAUCAAGGCGUCGUCGUAUCAGAACAACAAUUAUCUGUGUUCGGAGCAUCACAUUUACGACAUGGACAAGAAUUAUGAGAUCAGCAGCACGAGUUCCAUUGCACAGAUGGACAGUGCGCAGAAUGCCAACAUGAUGGUGAGUGAUCUCAACUUCAGUCUCGUGCCGGGCUUCGGAGACGGUGACGCAGCGACACCCGGACGGCCGGAUCAGAUGUUUGAGAAGUGGAAGAGUGGCUUUGAGGUGAAGGUGGCGCAUGUGCCGGGAACUGGAAAGCUGGGCAGCAAGAAAGUGUCCAAGUACUUCUGUGAAGUGUGCGAGAAGGAGUACAUGACGCUGGCGAAUAUCAACAAACACAUGCGCUCUCACAAUUUGCACCUCUGCAAUCUCUGUGUGAAGUCCUUCAAGAGCACCAAUGAGUUGCGCGAGCAUGUGUGCCCAAAGGAGAAGGACGUGACGAAUUACUCCAAGUGUCCAGUGUGCUUUAAGAUCCUCUCGAACUCCUGGUCACUGAGUCGUCAUAUGAAGACACACAAGCGCGAUGAGGCUGUCAGUGGUGAGGAGGCAAAGAAAAUGCCCAACACCGAUCCGGACGAAUCAAAUCCCAGCGAUGAGGUUCUGUCCAAGAAUCCCCGCGUGGUGCUCGAGCGCCUGCAGAUCGCCAUGCCGGAUGAUGAGCAAUCGAUUGAUGAUCCCAACAAUUCGCGAUCGUGCGACGAGCGCUCCGUGUCUUCCACUUUAGUGCCAUACUUCGAGGCAGACGACGCCGCCAGGACGGCCGGCAGUGGUGGCGAAAUGAUGGAGCCCUGGGAGCGUGCCGAGGGUGAGUUCUCGUCAUCGAUGGAGGGUGAGGAUGACUUCUCGCCGCACCAGCGAGACAUGCUGGACAUGGACAAGUGUCUUGACACAGGCGCAGCUGGUGUCAAUGGUGCCACGGAGAAGUGUACAGUGUGCGGGAAGCAGUUCAAAAAUCGCACGUAUCUGUACAAGCAUCUCAAGAGUGUUCACACGGCCAAAAUCAUGCGCCCGCCGCUGCAGAAGCCGCCGCCACACAUGCAGCAUCCCGGCGGCUAUCCAAUUGGACCACCGCCGACAGCUGGCAAGCUGGAUCCGGCGCAAAUGCAUCCGAGCACGGACUUCAUGAGCACAGCGUCGCCGGUGAAGCCGGCUAUCGCCAAGGCGCUGGCGUCAAAGCUCACCAGCAAGCAGAAGAAGAAGAAGCUGCCCGAGGAUGAACUGUCCGUGUGUGGCGGCAACUCACCACGAUCACCACUGACGCCGAACUCUGAACUGCUGGCCGGUGACUACAUGGUGCCGUUCUCGAAUGCCAACCAGAUCAACAUCAACACGUCGGGCAACUCAAUCACCAUCAUCAGCAACGUCACGUACUGCAACACGCACGAGGGCGUCGUCAAUCAGCCGCCAACGCAGGGGCCUCAGGCGCCGGCUGCUCAGGUGCCCACCACCUCGCACGCCGGCGGUUUCUACCCGCCGCCAGCCGGAGCGGUGAAAGUGGAGCCGCAAGUGACAAAGGUGGAGCACGUCGAUGGAGUUCUCACGGAGAAAAUCAUGUCGUCUAGUGACGAUCGUUCGACUUCGCCGGCGACAUUUAUCAUCCAGAAGGUGAAGAAGGAAGUUGUGGUGUCCGAAGUGACGCAGAACGAUGAGUUGUCGCACAUUAAGGACAGCGAAUCGCUCUAUCCACCUCCGCCACCACAACAGCAGCCGCCACAGGCGCCAAUGUUGCCCGUGUCUCAGCCACAGAUGCCGCCGAGCAUGGGCAUGCCGACGGCGGCGCCACAAAUGCCGCCCAGCGAUGAAAUGACGGAUUUGCAGGGCGGCGACGACACGGAAGGCACGUUCGACGAGAUGAAGGACGAGGAGGAGCAGAUGGAAUCUCAAGGGAAUAGCAGUGACUCGCCGGAGAACUUGCCGGGCGGCGAGACGCCGACGCACGCCGCCGCCGAUCUGAUGAGCACAGAGGCUCUGACGCCGAAGACGGAGGAGAGUCUGCCGGAGGCGAAGAUAUUCACGUGCGAUGAGUGCAAUAAGACCUUCGCGAAGAGAUCUCAGUUGACGCGCCAUAAGAACAUCCACAAGAACAUCCUGUUCAUCUGUCCGUUCUGUCAGCGAGAGCCGUUCAAGGCACGCAACUCGCUGAAGAACCACCUGAAGACCAAUCACAAGGACAUGCGGGAGAAGUGGGCGGAUCCGGCGUACAUUUCGGCGCAGGUGAUCAAGGAUCCGGACAAGGUGGAGGAGUAUCUGAGGCAGUGGCAUGAGAAGACCAAGUCGGUGAUUGCGGCGGAGAAUCCCAAUGCGGCGGCCAUGAAUGAUCCCGUGUUGAAUCCCAGCACGCCCAAUGCGGCGCCCACGCUGGCGGACAUUAAGAUGCUGAAGAAGAAGAAGAAGAUGCUGAUGAAGGCGGCCGGAGCCGCGGCCAAAAUGGAGCCGGAAAGUACAAAGAUGAUGCCAGAGGUGAAGCUCGAGACGGAGGAGAUGUUCAAUCAGCCGCCGAUGAUGAAGCAACAGCAGCCGCCGCCGCAGAUGAUGCCGCCAGUCAAUCCAGCGGUACAGGGUGGUGUGCCGCCGGGUGGCGGUGGUGGCAUGAUGCCACAACAUCAGCCACAGCACCAGCCGCCGUACCAGCAGCCGCCGCCCCCGAUGCAGCAGCAGCAGCCGCAGCAAUACAACAGCCACGCUUACCAGCAGCAGAACAUGAUGGGCAUGAAUCAUGCCCAGCAAAUGCAUCACCAGCAGCAUCACGCCAUGCAGCAGCCGCAGCAGCACUACGGUGCGCCGGCCGCGGCGCCCGCGGGGCCACCCAUGAUGCACCAGCAGCCGCAGAUGAUGAGUCCGCCGCCCAUGUGCGGCCCCAUGGGCUCAUCGCCCGUGCGCACGAACAUGCAGUCGCCGCCGAUGUCGCCGCAUCCCUCGCAUCACUACUACCCCAUGGCGCCGGCGGGAGGCAUGAACGGCGGCGGGGGACACCAUCCGCCUGGCGGAGGUCGAAUGAUGAACAACUACCCAGUGAAUUCCGUGCAGCCGCAGCCGCAGCAGCAGCAACAGCAGCGCGGUCCGCCGCCUCUGGUGGCCACACAUCAUCCGGGCGGUGUGCAGCCGGCGGCGCAGUACGCGGCACAGCCGAUGGCGCCGUACCAACAGCCGGCGCAGGCGAACAACUGCUACGCGGCGCCGCAGCAGUACAUGAACCACCAUCAGAUGGGUGCGCAGCAGCACGGCGGCUACGACAUGAUGCACGCCAGCAAGCGACCGCGGCUGUACCCGCCGCCAACGCAAGCGCCGCCACAGCAUGGCCACCAGGCGUACGGCGGCAUGAUGAGCGCGCAGCCGAUGCACCACGCGUACAUGCACCACCAGCAGCCGCCGCCCAACCCGCACCAGCCGCCGCCGCAGGCGCCGCAAGCAGGCCAAGUGGUCAGAGGCAAUUUUUCGUAAUGUCCUUAUCCUCUAUGAUUUGUUUAAUUGUUUUAUUUUAAUGUUUUUAACUCGCCUUUGUGUUGAAUUCCUUUUAAAAGAAAAUGUGGCAGAAGAAGUAGAAGAAGAGCAGAAAAGUGUAUCAAAAAGUGAGAGAGAGAGAAAGAAAGAAAGAAAGUCAAGAGUUUAGACGGUGUUGAGUUCAGUUUUUUGGAUGAACCUUUGUCACCCUGUAUUGUCUCGUAUUUUCGUGUCACUUUUGCCAUUUUAUAAUCUAAUAUUUAAAAGAAGAUGAAGAAGAAGAAAAUGAAAAGAAGAGAGAAAAUGUUGAGGAAGAGCAAAUUGAGGAAAAUAUCUUGAUUGCAUAAAUCACAAAAUAUUAUAUCAACUUCUUGUACAACUUUUGUUUAGUCCUUUUCUCCCUCCUGUUUUUCCAUGUUCAUAAAGUGGGAAAGGGAGAGAGAAAGAGUUUUUAAAACAACUACAAAUUAUUAAUAUUACUAUAUUUAUUUAUUGCCUAUUUUAAAAAAAAAGAUGAAGAAAAGAACGGGAAAAAUGAGAACAUAAUGUUAAACAAAAAAAAGCAUGAAAUUCUUUGUCGAUGAUGAAUAUUUUUGUGUAAUAAUCUCCUUGACAAGUUAAUUAAAGAAAGUAUAAAAAGAAAAACACACUCUGAAAAUCACAACACAGAACACAAGAAACAACACAUUUUUUAAGAUUAUAGUGCAGAAUGAGAAGAAAAAAAAUUGAGCAAUCAUUUUAUCGUGAGAGGAGGAAAAGAAGUUAAAAUUUUUACGCUAUGAAUGAGAUGAAAUUUGAGAAGGAAUUAAGAUUACAAAGAGAAAUCACUACUGAUAAGAUUGAAGAGCGAGAGAGAGAGAGAGAGUGAAAACAAGUUUAUAAAACUUUGCUGCUUGCUUUCGAUAACUAUAGUAAGUCGUGAGAAGAGAUAAAAAAAAUUUUAAGGAUAACUAUUUUCUUUCGUUUAAGGAUCAAACUUAGUUUAUCGUUUCUCUUUCUUUUAAAUUUCUACACGCGCGCAUUGAGAUGGAAUUAAACAAAAAAAAUGUGUCUUUCUAGAGAGAUUUCUUCGUUCUCAAUCUAAAAUGUUCCCUUUUUUUUAAAGAAAAAAAAUGCAUCCUUAAUCUUUAUAUAGAUGAAGACUUUUAAUAAUGAUGGUGAGAAAAAAGAUCACAACAAAAAAAAAACAAUGGAAGAUUUAUAUCAAAAUGCAAGAAAAGAGAGAAAAAAAUAUUACAAGUUUUACAAUAUUUCUUAAUCAAAAAAGAAAAGGAAGAACAGUAUGGUGAGGAGAUAAAGAGGAAAAGGCAAUUGAGAGAAUGAAGAGAAAAUCACAAAAUCAUAAUUUUCCCCUCGAAAAAAAAAAUGCAAAUCAGAAAAAGAAUAAAAAUGUAGCGCGAGAGAAAAAAAAUCACCCAAUUAUCCUAAAUAAUGAAGUAAUAAAAUGAGGAAAAGAACAAAUUAACUAAUAAAUAUUUAAUGAUAAGACACAGAAUUUUUGAUGAGAAAAAAGUCAAAGAAAGAAUGUCGAAAAAUGCUGCUAAUUAAAUGAGAAGAGAAGAGUGAAUAAAAAAAAAUCAUUUUGCAUGAAAAAUUGUGAAGAAACUGAAAAAAAUGUAUAAUCAGAAAUUUAUUAUUCCUUUAUUUAUCAUGUCAUUUUUCCCCAUUUUUCAAUCUUGCAAAUUAAUGUGCAAAAAUAAUUGAAUAAAUGAAAUGGUGAAGAAUGAAAGAAGGAAAUUCUACGUAUAAUAUUUAAAAAAGAAUAAAAUGAACAGAUUAAUUUUUGUCUAUUAAGUUUUCAAAAGAGAAAAAAAGAAGAGGAAAAAAUAUUGAUGGGAAGAAAAAAAAGAACGUGUUUAGGCGAAGAGAGAGAAAGAAGAAAGAGAAGAUAACAAUUUUUAGGAGAUUCUAUAAAUUUAGGUCCUACUUAUAAUAAUUAAAUGAAUUUUUGAAAGGAAGGAAUAUUGUCUAGAACACUGAUCUGGAUGAUUUAUUUGCCAAAAUUUAGUUGUAUUGACAGAAUUGCAAAAGAAAAGAGAGGAAUUUUCUUCAGAUCUGUGGCAAUUUUUCAUACUUCCACGCCCCCCUUUUUACAUUACCAACAUUAUUUCUCCGCCCUCCAGAACAAAUAAGAAAAAAAAAGAAAGACAACUCGCAAGAACAAACAAACCUCAGAUAAACACACUUUAGAGAACAAGAAUUAAAGUUUUAAAAUAACUGACGAAAAGCACUAAUUUUCUCGCAAAUGACUUGAAAGAAAAACAAA
Phlebotomus argentipes is the source of this 6748-nucleotide messenger RNA. RefSeq lists its product as uncharacterized. Gene Ontology annotation, biological process: regulation of transcription by RNA polymerase II. The record is from RefSeq and is a predicted model, not a curated record. The transcript has 6 exons. Gene Ontology annotation, cellular component: nucleus; chromosome. Lineage: Eukaryota; Metazoa; Arthropoda; Insecta; Diptera; Psychodidae. Gene Ontology annotation, molecular function: RNA polymerase II transcription regulatory region sequence-specific DNA binding; chromatin insulator sequence binding. Bases 232 to 4482 code for a protein of 1416 amino acids.